ACUCUGUAGUUAGCUUUACUUCAUCCUUACUUGAAUCGGAAAGUCAAUUGAUUGAAUAUAGACUAGCUAACUAAGUAAAACAUGUAUUACUCAAUCAAGCCGACUCUGCAUGAACAUAUAUAGGUCAUUGAUUGAGAGCCUCAUAAUUUUCAGCAUACCUUACCAUGAAGGGAACUUCAGUCAAGCUAUCCGUUCUGGUUGUCAUCCUUCUGGCUUUCGCGUCAUUUCUGUCUCCAUUUACAGCAGAAGCAAGACGCAAACACGUGCAUCACCGUAACUGCCACCAUCGUGUAAGACCAUCCCCUGUGUCACCACCACCAGCCCCAACAGAAGCGCCAGCAUCAGCACCGAAUGAGGGUAUACCACCAUACCAAAUCCAUGGUUGUGGCUACCCGUGUAGCGACUCCAAUGACUGUGAUUGGCCUUGUACAGUGUGUUGUGCAAACCAAACCUGUUGUUACGAUGAACCCUUCGUUGUUUCAGACCCAUACCCAUUACCUGGUCCAUCACCAAGCGUAGAAGAACCAGUACCUGCACCAGCACCGGCACCUACUGAUGGUGCAGAAAUACCACCAUACCAAAUCCACGGUUGUGGCUACCCCUGUAGCGACUCCAAUGACUGUGAUUGGCCCUGCACUAUCUGCAGUGUGAAUCAAACAUGUUCUUAUGAUGAGCCAAUUGUUGUUUCAGACCCAUUUCCAUUACCUGGUCCAUCACCAAGCGUAGAAGAGCCAGUACCUGCACCAGCAUCGGCACCUACUGAUGUUGUUGCAGAAAUAGCACCAUAUAAUAUCCACGACUGUGGCUACGCUUGCAGGGACUCCAAUGACUGUGAUUGGCCCUGCACUGUCUGCAGUGUGAAUCAAACCUGUUCUUAUGAUGAGUCCGUCGUUAUUUCAGACCCAUUUCCAUUACCUGGUCCAUCACCAAGCGUGGAAGAAUCAGUAGCUGCACCAGCAUCGGCACCUGCUCCUGAUGUUGCAGAAAUAGCACCAUCCAACAUCCCCAAUUGUGGCCACGGUUGCAGGGACUCCAAUGACUGUGAUUGGCCCUGCACUGUCUGCAGUGUAAAUAACACCUGUGAAGAACCAGCACCUGCACCAGAAGCCGUGUUUGUACCACCAUUUCCAUCAUCUGAUCCAAUAACAAUCGCUCCUUUGUCACCGUCACAACCACCAGCUCUACCUCCAUCCACAGGUGAUGAGACGGAUGAUGAUGAUGUAUUAGCACCACCACCAACUAAUUAUGAUAUAGGAGUUCCAGCAGAUGUUCCGCCACAGGGAUACGAAUUUACACCAUACCAAGUACAUGGUUGUGGCUAUGGACCCUGCAACGACUCCAAUGAUUGUGAUUGGCCCUGUACAACCUGUUGCGCUAAUCAAACCUGCUGCCAUGAGGAAGAUAUGUUUUGAUAAAAUCUCAAACACGCAAAUCCCAGCUUAACAACACAAAAUAAUAGGGAGUACUACGUAUAACUAAUGUUCUUGCAUUCUACAAAACGCGUAACCAUACCUCUUGCAAAGUAUUUACAUAUUAUACAUCAUUCUUCAAUUGCCUUGUUUGGUGAAUGGAAUUUAUAUACUAUAGCUGCCUGUAUCAUACAAAUUUAUAAGCGAGAUUAA
Spinacia oleracea (spinach) is the source of this 1622-nucleotide messenger RNA. RefSeq lists its product as uncharacterized. The transcript is spliced from 2 exons. NCBI's taxonomy places the organism in Eukaryota, Viridiplantae, Streptophyta, Magnoliopsida, Caryophyllales, Amaranthaceae. Bases 165 to 1412 code for a protein of 415 amino acids. The record is from RefSeq and is a predicted model, not a curated record.